CGCGGGAGGGCGGGGAAGGCUCAGGGAACCAAGCAGCGCUGCCGCCGCCGCCGCUGCUGCCCGAGUUGGAGGAGGGAGAAGCCAGGAAGAAAAUGGCGGCCGUAGCUGCAGAGGCGGCAGCGACUGCAGCGUCCCCCGGGGAGGGGGGCGCCGGCGAGGCCGAGCCGGAGAUGGAACCCAUCCCCGGCAGCGAGGCCGGCACUGACCCCCUCCCGGUCACGGCCACGGAAGCGUCUGUGCCGGAUGGCGAGGCCGACGGGCAGAAGUCUGCUCCUCAGGCCGACGAGCCGCCGCUCCCGCCACCACCGCCGCCGCCGGGGGAGCUCGCCCACAGCCCAGAGGCGGCGGGGCCAGAGCUGGAGGCUGAGGAGAAGCUGCCCGUUCGGGUGGCGGAGCCGGCGGCAGCCGCGCCUCAGGAAGGGCCCGAACUUCCACCUUCUGCACCGCCGCCGGAGCAGCCCCUGGCUCCGGAGGAGCGCGAGGAGACGCCGCUGCCUCAGCCCGCAGCCCCGGCGCUCGUGCCGCCGGCGGGCGGGGACUCGGCGGUGUCGCAAUUGAUUCCGGGCUCCGAGGUGCGGGUCACGCUGGACCACAUCAUUGAGGACGCGCUCGUCGUGUCGUUCCGCCUCGGGGAGAAGCUCUUCUCCGGGGUCCUCAUGGACCUGUCCAAAAGGUUUGGGCCCCAUGGUAUCCCUGUGACAGUAUUUCCCAAAAGGGAAUAUAAGGAUAAACCGGAAGCCAUGCAGCUCCAAAGUAAUACAUUCCAAGAAGGGAGAGAAGUCAAGUGUGAAGUAAAUGGUGCUGUUCCUGAUGACCCUUCUCCUGUCCCGCCUCCUGAGCUGAGCUUGGCUGAAAGCCUGUGGACUUCCAAACCACCACCUCUCUUCCAUGAAGGAGCACCUUAUCCUCCCCCUUUGUUUAUCAGGGACACAUAUAACCAAUCAAUACCUCAGCCUCCUCCUCGGAAAAUUAAGCGACCCAAACGAAAAAUGUACAGGGAAGAACCCACUUCAAUAAUGAAUGCUAUUAAACUACGACCCAGGCAAGUCCUAUGUGAUAAAUGUAAAAACAGUGUUGUUGCUGAAAAAAAGGAAAUUAGAAAAGGUAGUAGUGCGAGUGACUCUUCUAAAUAUGAAGAUAAAAAACGGAGAAAUGAAAGUGUAACUACUGUGAACAAAAAACUGAAAACUGACCAUAAAGUGGAUGGGAAAAACCAAAACGAAAGCCAGAAAAGAAAUGCUGUGGUUAAGGUUUCAAAUAUUGCUCAUAGCAGAGGCAGAGUCGUAAAAGUUUCUGCUCAGGCAAAUACGUCAAAAGCUCAGUUAAGUACUAAAAAAGUACUCCAGAGUAAGAACAUGGAUCAUGCAAAAGCUCGGGAAGUGUUAAAAAUUGCCAAAGAAAAGGCACAAAAAAAGCAAAGUGAAACCUCUACUUCCAAAAAUGCACAUUCAAAAGUCCAUUUCACACGUCGAUAUCAGAAUCCUAGCUCAGGUUCCCUUCCACCCCGGGUUCGUUUAAAACCACAGAGGUACAGAAAUGAAGAAAAUGACUCUUCUCUGAAGACAGGACUUGAGAAAAUGCGGAGUGGCAAGAUGGCACCCAAGCCCCAGUCUCGUUGCACCUCUACCCGCUCAGCAGGUGAGGCCCCUUCAGAAAAUCAGAGUCCCUCAAAAGGCCCUGAAGAGGCCAGCAGUGAGGUUCAGGACACAAAUGAAGUGCAUGUGCCUGGUGAGCAGGAUGAACCACAGACAUUGGGCAAAAAGGGCAGCAAAAGCAAUAUCUCUGUUUACAUGACCCUAAAUCAAAAGAAAUCUGACUCUUCCAGUGCUUCAGUGUGUAGCAUUGAUAGCACAGAUGAUUUGAAAUCUUCCAACUCUGAGUGUAGUUCUUCUGAAAGCUUUGAUUAUCCUCCAGGCAGUAUGCAUGCACCUUCCACCUCCUCCACUUCCUCCUCUUCAAAGGAAGAGAAAAAGCUCAGUAAUUCCUUGAAAAUGAAAGUCUUUUCCAAAAACGUCUCUAAAUGCGUCACACCAGAUGGCAGGACCAUAUGCGUAGGGGACAUUGUUUGGGCCAAGAUAUAUGGCUUCCCUUGGUGGCCAGCCCGUAUUCUUACUAUAACUGUGAGCCGGAAAGAUAAUGGCCUUUUAGUCCGACAGGAGGCCUGUAUCUCAUGGUUUGGGUCUCCAACAACAUCUUUCCUUGCUCUUUCGCAACUCUCUCCCUUUUUAGAAAACUUCCAGUCACGCUUUAAUAAGAAGAGAAAGGGCCUGUAUCGCAAGGCUAUCACAGAGGCAGCUAAGGCUGCCAAGCAGCUGACCCCUGAAGUGCGGGCUUUGUUGACACAGUUUGAAACGUGAACAUGGACAGUAAGCACAAAGACAUUAGCAGGCUGCUGGUUUCAUGGACCUGUACCACAUGACACAGAGAACACCAGAGCAUCAGGACUGAAUGACAUUGGAGAUUUUUAAAGCUGCACUAAGAAGUAAAUGUUAAGGCAGUGGUUCAAACCAACAGUCUAUACUGGGGCACUUGCACAUUGUGCUAUAAUAAACCGAAGAAAAGGUAUUAGGGAGUAUUUUAUAAAAAAUAAACUAUUGCAAUAAAUUAUGCAUGAGAUGAGGAGAAAAGUGAUGUGAAAUACACAAACAAGAACUCACUUGAAUUUUUUGUAUGAAGAAUCACUGACGGUAACUUCUUUUGAAUGUGAAGUUCUUAUCAGUACAGUUUGGACAUGCCUAAAAGGUAUGGGAUGAUGCUGAAAUGUUGAAUUAUUUUUCAUACUUAAACUUUGUGCUUUUCUCCAAGGUUUAUGUUAAUCAGUUCAGAUAUGAGGAAAGGUGUUUCUAAAAAGACUCUCUGUGAAACAGCAAUAGUCAUGUAUGCCAAGGCCAAUGGUGUGUCCAGGGUCCUGGUAGAAACAACAGAAAAGAGUAUGUAACAUCCUGCUGAAAGGAUGGCAGGUGCCCCACCCCACGCCCCCUAAAAUUUGGAUCUUCUUUAAUAAAGCAGGGCUGUAUUAUCUUGAAUAUAUGUUUGCUUGUUAGAACAUAUUAAGAUGUAUUUAUUUGCCACUAGUAUUUAACAUUUUGUGCACAUUUUCAUAACUGCAUUCUUUCAAAUUUUGACUCAAAGCGGAUAGGCUAGUGUUGAUCUUGGAGUGAAAACAUACACUCCAAGAGCUAGUUAUUAAUUCUACUGAGCUGGAAAGGCUUUUAUUAUUGUCUCUAUCCUUACUGAUUUUAUCUAGUUCAGAAAAGGUGACAAUAUCUAAAUUUUGAUGUAGACAUUUUUCCACAAAGAGCCCCUCCCCUUCUGUCUAAGUGCAAGAAAUUCUCACAGGUGUCAAGUAGGACUUGGCCCUGGGGGACAAGUGGCAGGAACAGAUCCAUAAAGACAGCAUCAGACUUUUCAUGCAUGGAGCAUGAAUUCUUAUUAAUAGAGAUUGUAAUUUUUUUUUCUUGUCUUUGGUAAAUACAUAUGAAAAACCUUAAUUUUUCUUUUUUAAUGAAUGGAGAAAACAUGAGAAAACCAGAUGGACCUGUUAGUACUACAUUUUUUAAGGCAUUUUAUAUUUGAUGGUGCCGUACUUUUAAUAAUAAUAAAACUGAAGUUUUUUAGUGGCAAUACUGAUUUAUUUUUUAAACUAGAAAGAUAAUCCGUAUUGAUUACUUAUUACAAAAAAAAGGAAAAAAAUGCCAAAAAAUAAAAAACCAUAAAAUCCAUUUGAAGCAGCAUAACAGAUAACUGAGUACUUGGCUGAAGUAUUCAAACUUUCCAUAAUGUUACUGUAUAGGCUUGGAAUUUGCUAAUAACCCCAUGCUCAGGAUUAACAAAAGGUUCUGGGUGAGAGUUUUAGAAUAUUAAUAUUUAGUAUACCUGACUGAUUUGUUUUACAACUCAAAAAGAAAAGGCAGACAGUCUUGCAUCUAAUGAGCUUAAUGCAAAUUCUAAUUACACUACAAGUAAUUAAAAGUUUUGGUUGCAUUGUGAAAUUGUCCUUUUGGAAAGUUCCAUAUUGUGAAUUCAUUAUAUAUUUUAUCAAAUCAGAAAAAGUCAGCUCAGGAACUGAAGCAGCAGGGAGUUCUAAAGAUGACAUGUAGUACAAAGGGCGCCCUACUCUAUAAGGCCCUUGAGCUUUGGCUUGGGUCUGUCUUGUUCUUUCAGAUACAUAAACACCAGCAGUACCUUUCAGGCUCACUUCAAGAACUAGAUAAUGCCCAAGCCAUGGUGGAAUUACACAUGGAUUGUAUAAUCAAGAUUUUUAAUUGAGCUUUAGAAUUCUUUAUUUGUGUAGAGUGAUGGAAAUGACCAAGAAGUAAUAAUAUAAAGCAAAUGAAUUUGGAGAGAUCAGGUUUUAAGUAUCUAAAUUUUUUUUUUCUCAUGACAAAUUCUCACAGGUGUUUUGUUACAAACCAGAUUUUCAUUUUUUAAAAAAUGAAACUUGGUGGUAUGUAAAAGCUAGACCUACCAUGUUGCUAUUUCACUUUCAUUGCUUUAGUUGCUUAAUAUUUAAGCUUUGCUUCAUGCUACCUUUUGUCUGUAUUUCAAAUCUUCAUAAGCCUAUUUUGUUUUGUAGACUUGAAUGAUAAAAAUUGUUUCUCCUCUUAAGUAUGCUCAGAGUUUUAAAUGUUAAAGAAUGUUGUGUAACAUUUAUCCAAUAAAGUCUUUGAUUUUUUUAAAAUUUA
This is a messenger RNA of Microcebus murinus (gray mouse lemur), 4685 nucleotides long. NCBI's taxonomy places the organism in Eukaryota, Metazoa, Chordata, Mammalia, Primates, Cheirogaleidae. The record is from RefSeq and is a predicted model, not a curated record.